UGACACAAAACACCACAGCAAAACACGUAACCUCUAAGGUUUAUUUUCUAAAUUUCUAAAACAAUUAAAUUUAAAGUUUUAAACAAGAGUAAUCAUGAAUUUGUGUGUAAGACCAAAACUGCUAAGAUCUAGUCUUAUAAGCAUUUUCCGUUCGGCAACAACUGUUCCAGAGGUGGAACAAAAUGAACAAGUUUUGUUCGACGAUACUGAAGAUGCACUCGCAAAAGAAGCAGAGAUUGAGAAAAAGAGAAAUAUAUCACGACUAUCACCUGCUCAUCUAAAUGUAAUGCAUAAAAGGCGGCCAUAUGAAGAACCUAAAAUAUUAGCACAUCUUACCGUCAAAUAUAAUCGCAAAUUGUAUGGGAAAUAUGGUGCGGUCAGUGGCAUUAAUCCCAGUAUUUGCUGGCCAUCCAAAGAAGACAUUCAGGAAAGACAAGAAUAUGAAGCCGUAGCAUUUCCCUUUACGAUACAACAAAUGAUGGAAACAGCUGCACAGAGAAAACGAGAGCAGCAGUUAAGGAUAGAGCAAAGGGAUAAGGAUGUAGCGGCCAAGUUUGCCAAGCUGGACCAGAUGAAGAAGGAAUUGAAUGAUAAAAUGGCUAAGAAGGCUGCAGAGGUUGAGGCUGCUAAGCAAAAGAAAGAAAGGCUAGUUGAAGAAGUGCGACGCCACUUUGGUUUCACGCUCGACCCUCGUGACGAGAGGUUCCAAGAAAUGUUAGCCAAACGGGAGAAAGAACAGAAGAAGCGAGAGAAACAGGCUAAGAUUGAGGCCAAAGAGAAGAUGAUGCUCGCCAAGUUACAACAGAAGAAAGUCGAUGAAGGAAAGAGCACUUGAAUAGGUAUUUAAUUUUAUAGUUUAGUGUGUAAUAUACUGUUAAUUUAGAA
Molecule: messenger RNA, 885 nt
Organism: Colias croceus (clouded yellow)
Lineage: Eukaryota; Metazoa; Arthropoda; Insecta; Lepidoptera; Pieridae
Gene: CRIF
Product: growth arrest and DNA damage-inducible proteins-interacting protein 1
Exons: 3
Coding region: 95-835 (246 amino acids)
Cellular component (GO): nucleus
Source: RefSeq, a predicted model, not a curated record